AACUAAAAUAAGAAAAAAUAAAAAUAUUAAUAAAAAAACAAUCUAAAAAAUAGAGUGGAUGAAAAUUUAAUUGGAUCUAAAUUCCGAAUGAUUAACGAAUAUUUUUAUACAAAAUCAAGUCAAGAAUCAGCAAAGCAUUUUUCAGAUAAUUAAGAAGAUUUUUUAUUAUAUCAUAAAGGAUUUUAAAGCUAAAUUAAAAAAUGGUCAGAAAAACCAAUUGACAUAAUUAUAAAUGAAAUAUCAAAUAAUUAAAUUUAUAAAAAUGCAGUUAUAGCUGAUUUAGGAUGUGGUGAUGGAUUACUUUAUGAAAAUUUCCAAAAUGAAAAUAAAAAAAAAAUAUAUAGCUUUGAUUUAUGUUCACAUAAAGAUUUUAUUUAGGUUGCAGACAGUAGAAAUAUUCCUUUAGAAAAUGAAUUUUGUGAUGUAGUUGUUUUUUGUUUAGCUUUAAUGGGAACUAAUUAUAUAGAGUUUUUAACAGAAGCUAAAAGACUUUUAAAAUAAAAAGGACAUUUAAUGAUUACUGAAGUUAAUUCAAGAAUAACUAAUAUGGACUUAUUUAUUUAAAUGAUUGAAAAUUUAGGUUUUAAAUUAGUUAGGAAAAAUGUUCCAAAUAGUUAUUUUUGUUUUUUGAUUUUUCUAAAAAUAUCUGAUUUAGAUUAAAAAAACCAUACAUUAUAAACAAAAGUAGAAAAAUUAAAUCAGAUUUUCAUAAAAAGUUUAAGAUAAAAGUUUCCAAGAGAACAUGUUAAAAAUCUUUUGUAAGUUUCUUAAAUUUUAUUAAAACCUUGCAUUUAUAAGAAAAGAUGA
Messenger RNA from Ichthyophthirius multifiliis, 807 nucleotides. Its product is annotated as ribosomal RNA processing protein, putative. Gene Ontology annotation, molecular function: methyltransferase activity. The transcript is spliced from 4 exons. Lineage: Eukaryota; Ciliophora; Oligohymenophorea; Hymenostomatida. The record is from RefSeq and is a predicted model, not a curated record. Gene Ontology annotation, cellular component: nucleolus.